Molecule: messenger RNA, 5437 nt
Organism: Asterias rubens (European starfish)
Lineage: Eukaryota; Metazoa; Echinodermata; Asteroidea; Forcipulatida; Asteriidae
Exons: 6
Coding region: 3121-3846 (241 amino acids)
Molecular function (GO): N-methyltransferase activity; DNA binding
Source: RefSeq, a predicted model, not a curated record
ACAAAAUGCAUAUUUGGAGUGACCUCAAGCAAAAUGUAUCUUCUCAUGUGACUGUGCUAGCUUAUACAUUUUUGAAGUUCAAAAGAAAUGUUUAAGAGAAAAACUCACUUGUCAAAUCACAAGACACAUACCAAGUAAAUUUCCUUCAUUUAUUGUUUAAUGUCAUGGGCUCAAUUCAAGGUGAAGAGGGAUGUAGUGUUCAUGCAUCGUAUUACUUUAUCACAGGCGCUCCAUACUUUAUGUUAAGGUCAGAGGUCAAGUAAAUAAACAAACAGUUCUAUCAUGCAACCAAAGUACUGGUGUCUGUCACUGCAUUGAUACUUAAGUUCAUCGAUCAUCAUCCAAGCUUAAACAUUACAGUUACCGCAAUGGUUACUGACAAGAAGGUGAGCUGUAAGAACAUAGUUGUUGAUUUUCUUGACAAUCUGCAAGUAGAAAAAAAGACAAAAGCUGACUGAAGUAGUACCAACAUUCAGGCAAACACAGACAGAGAAAUCCAAGCAGAGAUUUACAAACGACUGGCAAACAAACUCCAGAAAAAGGAAACAAAAGACAGACACAAGCUGGAUCGGCUACUCAGAUCUUGUGACACAGGGUCAUUGGAUAUAAGUAAGCAGAAUAAAUUUGGGGAUUUGGAAGUGAGUAUACUUCAGACAGUAAAGGAUAUCAUUGCUGGGAAGACUGUGGGUCACCAAAUUUCCCAUAUUUGGUAUGACGAGGACACUCCGCAGAAGACUACGACUUUUGAAGAGAAAUGGGGGAAGUUACCGCAAUGGUUACUGACAAGAGUGUGAGCUGUAAGAACAAAGUUGUUGAUUUUCUUGACAAUUUGCAAGUAGAAAAAAGACAAAAGCUGAUUGAAGUAGUACCGACAUUCAGGCAAACACGGACAGAGAAAUACAAGCAGAGAUUUACAAACGACUGGCAAACAAACUCCAGAAAAAGAAAACACAAGACAGACACAAGCUGGAUCAGGUCACCAAAUUUCCCAUAUUGUGUACUUUGGAAAGAGUUAGAACAACCUGUCAAAAGAAACGGGGAAAGUUACUGCAGUGGUUUCUGGAAAGAGGGUAUCAGACGAUGAUCCAGAGGACUUUGACGUUUCAAAGUAGACUUCAUCUGUGAAGAGUUCAUACUUUCUUAAAUAUAACUCAAUUGUAAUUCUUCACCAUGGCUCCAAAAUGGAAAAGAAGAUGGUAACAUCUAUUUGGCUGUGAGCUGCAGUUUCUGCUAUCACUGACAAUAACAAGGAGCAUUUAAUAGAAGCAGUUAUGAAGCUAAAGGGUGCGAAGGAACUUUUAUUAAGGUAGUGAAGGAAGAAUGCGAACAAGAUAUGUGCACCAGCUACAAAAUCAUGCUUCAGGAAUUCAUCACUCCAAGGUCUGACCAACUUCAGUUUCACAAAUCAAAUAGAUGAAUUGGAAUUCCAUGCACCUACUUUGCUUCUGCAAACCUUAGCAAAAAGUAAAUUCUUGUCCAAAGUCACUGAGAAGAAGGAACAGACAAUUAUGCGUGUCUCACAAGCCAUCAAUUCCACUGCUGAGGCCUCUGCAGAAGCACAUUACAUUUGCUGGUCAUGGCUUCAAAAUGAAUUCAGUGUUACUUUGACCUGUUCAAUAAUUUGCCGAACAUGCAAACAAAGCGUAAAUUUGAAAGAAAUAACUCUCCUCAAACAAUCAUUCCUAGAUAUACUACAAAGAGCUGCUUGAUUUAUGAUUAUAUUUUUUGAUUUGAUGAUAUUAUAAAGGAGUAUUACAAAAAGGCAUAAAAUAGUUCUCCAUAAGAAAGAGCCGGUGAUGAUUUCUCUACAUGCAGGCUGUUCGUAAGUUAUUCUCACAAGAUGACAUCACCAGAAUCAUUGCUAGUGCCCAGGUCACUUCCGUCGUCCAUAAAACAAUUCACCGAGCUCCGACGGCGGAAGACAUUGAUCUCUUCUUGACUGGUUCCAUGGACAGCGACCUCAUUAACUCCAGCAACAGCGGGCAGAUUUCAACCCUCUGGUCCCGGGGCCGUGCAGCAGCAAGGCGGCUCAAGAUCAACGUCACUGGGUCUCUCUCUGGUUCAGUGAUUACAAAGACAGCAGCUGGAUCUGAGAUUGGCCCCACAGUCAUCACCACCGCCUUGCGUGCUGCAUCCCGCUAAGUAUAACAAACAGAGGUUAACGAACUGAGGUUCACAUCCAAAUGUUAUCAUUUAACUUGAUUCAUGAUUCUAUUUUUUGAUUUCAUUAUUUCCCCAUAAAUGGGGAGUGGGCCGAAUCCUGGAGGUAGUGCAAUACCAGGCCAACCCGUGGCCAGGACGAGGCAAGCCCCUAUUCCAUGGCCCAGAUCCAAAAAUCAGUUUAAUAUACUGGCUGCUCAAUGAGCAGCGUUUCAGAUAUUAAGCUGAAAAGAACAGAUACUACACAUGAUCUUAGCCAAAAGGCCGAGAAGCGAUAAUGCAUGAAAAGUUACGAAGGUAGUGGUCUUUUGUCAGUGGCUGGGACUCCAUGGUUGUCACUUGUUUUAACAUAAAAAACACCCCCAAAAAUAGCUUGCCAUUCAACAUGCAACGCUCUUCAAUAUCUAGGGGAAAAAAGGGUAUUUUACUCUCCAUUCUCCACAAAAACUUGUCCAUAAAAAUGCUCCUUAUUCCUAAAAACGGCAACAUAAAUCAAUAAAACUUGUGAGAAAUCAGUCAAGUUGCACAGCACUACACAGAUUUCAGUAAAACACUCCCCUUUAAAUCAAUAUUUUGUAUUAAUAUUCAUGAAUCUACAGCAGCAGUGUACACAAAUCCUGCACACAGAGCAGAUUAAGGUCAAAUUAUUCACACAUAGUGUGCAUUUUGUACAAAGUACUGCAAAGUAUUGAUUGUGCGCAUGUAAUACAGUGUAUCACACUUAUCCUUUACACAGAGUGCAGUGUAGCUCCACCCACACACAAGGUCAUUGAUCCAGAUCACACACACACAGCCAACAGGGGGCAGUUGUAAAUUUUCCCUUAUUAAGUGAGUUCUGCCAGAUGUUACUGAAGGUGGAGGCUAAGGCAGGACCAGAGCUUCAGUGAGAUUGUUCACAAGGGGAAGAGGAACACGUCCGGCUUCCACAUAAACGGGACAGUUGAUGAUGCCGGCUACAACAUGCUUGUCGAGCUAGACAGCUCCUUCCCAGGCUUCCAUCUUGGAAUCCUCGACAUGCCAAUGGAGUGGGAAGAGGCUCGUCUGGAAGCGUUUGUGGUGAACUUCACGUCGACAAAUGUAUCUGCAAAGCUCACCGGAUACACAUUGGUGAUAUUGUGCCAAGUACCCCAGCCACCCUUAGUCAACCGCAUCUUAACAAAUUGUCAGCAAUUUAGUUUUGUUGCAAAUUGCUUCUAUCACAUCAAAGGUCUAAAAUCUGAUGAACCAGUUACAGACACUGUGUUUGGAAUGGUGAUUGCAAAGCAUCAGCCGAAUUCUAAAAAGAUGGAGUGGGAACUGAACUCUGCAAGCUCGGGCAGUUUGAUUAUCUGUGAUGGGGACGUCAAGUACAGAGGGGAAGAUGGGUCGGUUGCAGAUCCUCUUCAGAAGCCGCUGGAUCUUUACAGAGAGAUAAUUUUGUCCUGCUCAUCCCCUCAACAAUGGGUGUUGGAUGCAUGCUGUGGAACAGGUACAGGACUGAUAGCAGCCUUGAAGGAGGCACGGAACUGUGUAGCAGUGGAAGAGGACUCUGCAAAACUGUUUCACUUGCCUGCAAGCUUUAACCAGCUUGUGCCAUCUGCUGUUGGGAGGAAAAACGAUGAGAGCAGUCCUGCACCUGGGCCUACAGAUGUGUAUGAUUACGAAUCAGACAGUAACCAAACCCUUCAAUCAGACAGCAGUAACUAAGUCCUUUGUUAUUCAUGUAUUGGUUCCUGCUAAUUAUUCCCUAUUCCCCUGUUGGGGCAAAGUUGAAAAAGGAAUGCCUAGUUGGGACGGGGUACAUUUUUCACUUAGUCAGUAAGCCCGUACAAACAUUACUGUGGACUUUCCAUAAUCUCCCCCACUCUUCCCUCUUAAAUGAAGAGGGGUGCCAAUUGGCACCCCUUAUAGCCAAAGUGACUUUAUGGUAUGCCUUUUUGUAUUCAUUUUACUCUCUGUACAUAGGAGUAUAGACUCUUCAUGAAGGGUGCCAAUUGGCACCCCUCAUAGCCAAACUGACUUUAUGGUUUGCCUUAUUCUAUUCAUUUUACUCUUUGUACAUAGGAGUAUAGACUCUUCAUGAAGGGUGCCAAUUGGCACCCCUCAUGGCCAAACGGACUUAAUGGUUUGCCUUCUGUAUUCAUUUUACUCUCUGUACAUGGGAGUAUAGACUCUUCAUGAAGGGUGCCAAUUGGAACCCCUCAUAGCCAAAAUGACUUUAUUGUAUGCCUUAUUCUAUUCAUUUUACUCUCUGUACAUGGGAGUAUAGACUCUUCAUGAAGGGUGCCAAUUGGCACCCCUCAUAGCAAAACUGACUACGGUAUGCCUUUUUGUAUUCAUUUUACUCUCUGUACAUAGGAGUAUAGACUCUUCAUGAAGGGUGCCAAUUGGCACCCCUCAUAGCCAAACUGACUACGGUAUGCCUUUUUGUAUUCAUUUUACUCUCUGUACAUAGGAGUAUAGACUCUUCAUGAAGGGUGCCAAUUGGCACCCCUCUUGGCACCCCUCAUAGCCAAACUGACAUUAUGGUAUGCCUUUUUGUAUUCAUUUUACUCUUUGUACAUAGGAGUAUAGACUCUUCAUGAAGGGUGCCAAUUGGCACCACUCAUAGCCAAACUGACUACGGUAUGCCUUUUUGUAUUCAUUUUACUCUUUGUACAUAGGAGUAUAGACUCUUCAUGAAGGGUGCCAAUUGGCACCCCUCUUGGCACCCCUCAUAACCAAACUGAAUUUAUGGUUUGCCUUUUUGUAUUCAUUUUACUCUCUGUACAUAGGAGUAUAGACUCUUCAUGAAGGGUGCCGACUGGCAACCCUCAUAGCCAAACUGACUUUAUGGUUUGCCUUAUUCUAUUCAUUUUACUCUUUGUACAUAGGAGUAUAGACUCUUCAUGAAGGGUGCCGACUGGCAACCCUCAUAGCCAAACUGACUUUAUGGUUUGCCUUAUUCUAUUCAUUUUACUCUUUGUACAUAGGAGUAUAGACUCUUCAUGAAGGGUGCCGAUUGGAACCCCUCAUAGCCAAAAUGACUUUAUUGUAUGCCUUAUUCUAUUCAUUUUACUCUCUGUACAUGGGAGUAUAGACUCUUCAUGAAGGGUGCCAAUUGGCACCCCUCAUAGCAAAACUGACUACGGUAUGCCUUUUUGUAUUCAUUUUACUCUUUGUACAUAGGAGUAUAGACUCUUCAUGAAGGGUGCCAAUUGGCACCCCUCUUGGCACCCCUCAUAACCAAACUGAAUUUAUGGUUUGCCUUUUUGUAUUCAUUUUACUCUCUGUACAUAGGAGUAUAGACUCUUCAUGA